This is a messenger RNA of Sphaeramia orbicularis (orbiculate cardinalfish), 1596 nucleotides long. Its product is annotated as tumor necrosis factor receptor superfamily member 6B-like. The transcript is spliced from 4 exons. Gene Ontology annotation, molecular function: protein binding. Lineage: Eukaryota; Metazoa; Chordata; Actinopteri; Kurtiformes; Apogonidae. The record is from RefSeq and is a predicted model, not a curated record. The coding region runs from base 16 to 1026 and encodes 336 amino acids.
UACGCACCAACACUGAUGAUGGUAGGUACAGGUGUGCGCAUGUGCAGAAGGAGCACCGGGUCCGCCUCAGUCCGGACCCAGGCGCAGGGGCUGAUGGGAGUACAGCAGGCGCUCGUGCCCGUCCUUCCGUUGCUGCUGCUCCUGGUGCACGCGGCUCGGCCCCUCCCGGACCCGCUGCUCACCUUCCGGGACACGGACCCGGUGAGCGGGAAAACCCUGGAGUGUGACCGCUGUCCUCCGGGGACUUUUUUACGCGCGCGGUGCACGGCCACGCGCAAGACCGUGUGCGAGACCUGUCCCCCGGGCUCGUUCACGGAGCUGUGGAACUACGUGCCCAAGUGUCUGCGCUGCGGCGUGUGCGCGCACAACCAGGUGGAGAAGAGCGCGUGCACGGCCAGCAGCGACUGCCAGUGCGCGUGCAAGGACGGAUACUUCUUCAAAGAGACAUACGGGAUGUGCCGCCGGCACGCGGAGUGUCCGAGCGGGCACGGAGUCCUGACAACAGGCUCCGCCCUCGUCGACACCAUCUGUCAUGUCUGUCCAAACGGAACCUUCUCUGACGUGGUGUCGUCUGUGAGGAACUGCUCCGCCCACCGCAGCUGCGCCGCCGCCAGGUUGAAGCAGGUGAUGAGAGGCUCCGCCUGGCACGACAGCGUGUGCGCCAACUGCACCGAGCUGCAGACGCAAGAUGGCGCCGAUUUCCUCCGACAAAUCCUCCCGAAGUACUUCGUCCACCACAAACUGUCUCUGCGACGUCUGCGUCAGUUCGUGCGUAAACUUCCGUCCGAGGACAGAAAGAAAACGGCGGGAAACGUCUCUGGCCUCGACGUGUCCGGACUCCAUUCGCUGCUGGACGCCUGGAUCGCCGCGGCGACGGUGGCUGACAUCCGCCGGCUCCCGGACGUCCUGACCAAGAUCGGCGCGAACAACAUCGGCGACCGACUGCUCAACAAGCUGCGGAAAAUCGAAUCCCAGCUGACACACCUGACGGACACAUGUUCCACUGACGCACCGACGACAGCGUAAACGAGGAGGAAAUCCAAACAUGGAGGACUCGUUCUCCGCCCACGGCUCCGCCUCUGAGUCCAGACUCCGAUGGAUCGGACUAGGGAUAGCGAUAUAAUUUUUCUUCCAUAGAAAUAUGAGACAUGUUCGAUACAAAUUUAACAGAAUUCUUUGGUCCAUAUUUUAACAAACAUAAGAACAGCCAAUCAAGAGUAAAGCAGCACCGCAACGAACCAAUCACACUAGAGCACAGGUGUCAAACAUGCGGUCAGAGGGCCUAAUCCGGCCCACCAAAGGGUCCAGUCUGACCCUGGGACGAAUUCAUGAAAUGCAGAAAUUACACUAAAGAUAUGAACGGUCAAGGAUGUUGGAAUCACACUGAGUCAAACUGAAGCUAAAGUGAGUCAGAACCAGUAAAAUAGGAUCUUAAUAGUAAAUCGUGAGAAAGGCAAAUCUGUCUCUUUGUGUUAGUGUAAAAAAAUUAUGUUACACAAAAAUGUUUACAUUUACAGACUAGCCUUUUACAAAAAAUGUGAACAACCUGAAAUGUCUUAAGAGAAGAAUGUGGAAUUGUACCAGUAUAUUCUCUUA